AUGGGUCAGAAGGAAAAGUGUCAUGAAGAUCAGAAGUAUUCAUGGAUAAGACGCCCAACAGGUAGUGUUGGUCAUAAAUGGACUUCGUACAGCAUACAAGAAACACCGAGUUGUGCGGAUUGUCUCAAUGUACUGAAUCAAUUUAAGAGAGGUAUUGAGGAUUCAAAUAUACGCGAGAGCCUAAAGAAGUUACUUGAUGAGAAAGUUUGUUCACGUAUGGGCUUCUUCACUGCUGCAUGCAGAGAAGCAGUAGAGUAUAACUUUGAUCAAAUUCUAAGUGGCGUGACACAGAUUGAUGCAAAGGAGGUAUGCAGUUUAUUUAUGAUGUGUCCUAACAAGAACAUCAGCGUAUUGAGCGUCGAGAAAUCAACAUCGAUUUCUACUAGACAGAAUAUUCCCGGUGUUUGCCAAUUGUGUGAAUUAAUAGUCAAGAAGGUGUUCGAGCUUAUUGCUGCCAAUCGAACUGAACGUCAAAUUCUGUUGGCUUUAGAGACCGUCUGCGAGUAUAUACCAUCUGACUAUAAAACUCAGUGUUCAAACUUUGUAGAAAAUUAUGGUGAACAAAAACUGCCGCCCGAAAUUCAACAAACACAUCUGCCUAAAAUUGAAUUGACUUCUGGCAUAGAUGCAUGCUUAACGUGUAAAUUCUUCAUCGAAACAAUUUAUGGACAACUUCAAGAUAAUAAGACGGAAGAUGAACUAAAACAACUAGUUAAAGGGGCAUGUUCUUUCCUACCUGGUAGUUAUGCUGAUAGAUGUUCUGAAUUGGUAGAUCGUUAUUUCGAUGAUGUACUGAAGCUAAUAGAAAAUAACUAUACUCCUGAGCAAAUUUGUCACAUGAUCUCACUUUGUCCAAGAAUACCAUUUUGGAGUUUGUCUGAACAAAAUCCAUGUCUUUUGGGCGCAGAAUACUGGUGUCGUGAUUAUAGUACUGCGAAAAUGUGUAAUGCUGUACAAUAUUGCAGUUCAACUGGAUGGAAAACCUAUCCAUCUAGCAAUCAAAAUAAACUGUUUAAAUCCCAAUGUGAGUUAAUGAAGUUGCCAGAGAUAUGUGUCAACUCUGAAUUGGCUAAAAAAUGUAAUCGUGUAAAUGAAUGUUAUCAAGAACAGGUGAAAAAGUUUCUCAAUUUAUUCAGCAUCUCAUCAUUAGCAACAUCAAAAGAUGAAAAUAAAUCACCAUGUUCUGUUUGUGUGAUAAUGACAACACGUUGGUUGUUACAAUGGGAUAUAUUCGGUGGUCCAAUUAUUAAUCGUAAUAUAUGUGAUGCAUACAAAGAUGAGGAACUUGAACAGUGUUACCAAGUUAUUGAAAAAGCUGGGAUGCUGUUAAUCCAUUCACGUAAAGACCGUCAACAUGUGGAACAGAUAUGCGCUCGUACAAUCAAUUGUUCUCCUGCGGGAAAGGAAGAAAAUGGAGACAAACAACUUACUUAUGAGAAGUUAGAUCGAGCAGAAUCCUUUAUCUCUGACAAAUUUGAUAAGAUAUCCUGCUUAUCCGGUCCUACAUAUUGGUGUUCAUCGAAGGAUACAGCUAAAAAGUGUAAUGCCACAAACUAUUGUCAAGCAACUUAUUGGCCUGAAGUCAAUAACAAUAACAACAAUAUUAAUGAAGAUAUAUUAAAGACAGAAAAUAGUCAAAUGAAUCAUGACAAUAAUGGUAAUAAUGUUAACACGGUUGUGACACCGUUACCGGUACCUGUUGCAAAAUCUGAAAAAUUAUUAGGCAUUAAACCAUGUACAUGGGGACCUGCGUAUUGGUGUAUAUCAGAAGAAACAGCUAAAAAGUGUGGUGAUGCAGCAUUAAUGCAUUGUAAAACAAAAAUAUGGAUUGAUCUACCAGUGACUACUACACCACCCAGUGGAAUGUACUAUAGUCAUGAGAAAUGUACUCGUGGUCCAACAUUUUGGUGUGCAUCCUUUGAAAAUGCAAAAUUAUGCGGUGAAGAUGCUGAAAGACAUUGUAUCAAUGUGGUUUGGUCAAAUAUACAUAAAUCGAAAUUGCAAAUAAAACCAUAA
Heterobilharzia americana is the source of this 2016-nucleotide messenger RNA. Lineage: Eukaryota; Metazoa; Platyhelminthes; Trematoda; Strigeidida; Schistosomatidae. The record is from the annotation of a GenBank genome assembly.